AUGGCUAGUGUUAUACUUGUCCCCGGGCUUGGUGGCCAUGCCAUGGGGUCCUUCAAAGAGCGGAAAGGGGAGCACGUGUGGCCACGAGACUCGCUACCGACCGCCCUAGUAGGGAGUGACGGUCAGAGCCAUGGCUCUCCCAUCGCAAGGAUCAUCACCUACGGCUACAGUUCUGGAGUCCAGGGAAGUAAGAGCGCACAGCAUAUCGGAGACAUUGCCAAGUCAUUCCAAUCCAGUCUCAUGGAACUGGUCAGAGGCUCUGAUCUGCGGCCUAUUGUACUCAUAGGUCAUAGUAUGGGAGGUCUAGUGAUAAAGGAGACGUUGAUAUCAUUGUCACAGUCUAAUAAUGAGAGGAAUACUAAGUUAUUCAGAGCAAUACGUGGUAUAGCCUUCUUUGGGGUACCACAUACUGGCAUGGACGCCGAGAGCAUUCGGGCCAUGGCUGAAGACGGCCCAAACCGCCCAUUGACUGAUUCUCUCAGCAGCGAAAACUCAUAUUUCCUGACCCAACAACUAGUUGCAUUUAACAGGCUACUAAAGAGCAACGCCAGUUCAAGGAUUGAGAUCAUAUACUUUUAUGAGACAGAGUUGUCUCCUACGGCAAAAAGGGAUAUCAAUGGAAAGUGGGCAAUGAAUGGCCCAGAGAAACUACUUGUUCCAGCAGCUUCCGCCUCACUACAGUGGGAUGGUGAGCGCAGCAACCCUGUCAAGCGCACUCACUCUGAGAUGGUCAAGUUUGGACAGUACGAUGAUGAGUGGCAGAAGGUUUCAGCUCAUCUCCGAGACCUUGUCGGUCAGGUUGUAAGACACCAAGGGGAAGAAGAAUCCAGACGAGCUUUGGAGACCCAGCAGGCGGCUAAUAAGGCUAUAGAGGGUGGGUGA
Messenger RNA from Clonostachys byssicola, 882 nucleotides. Lineage: Eukaryota; Fungi; Ascomycota; Sordariomycetes; Hypocreales; Bionectriaceae. The record is from the annotation of a GenBank genome assembly.